Podospora anserina S mat+ is the source of this 618-nucleotide messenger RNA. RefSeq lists its product as uncharacterized. The transcript has 3 exons. The coding region runs from base 1 to 618 and encodes 205 amino acids. Lineage: Eukaryota; Fungi; Ascomycota; Sordariomycetes; Sordariales; Podosporaceae. The record is from RefSeq and is a predicted model, not a curated record.
AUGAUUUCCAUCAUCACUCUCGUGGCCAACGCCCUGGCUUUCUUCGGGGGUUAUACUCUCCCGGACAACAUUCCCGAUGUUACCUGGAAUCUCCCCAUCAACCCUGCUAAUAAGAGCAGCGCUACCGUCAGCUUCACCGGCACCAUCGAGCAGGCCGUCGCCAAGAUGGAGAACGAUUACUCCGGCUGGAACGCCGGCCUCCUGGCCCAGUCUGCCGCCCAUCAUGCCGCCCACUCUGCCCCCUUCGGCGUAAAGGCCGAUUCCAGGCCCUUGCGCAUCAACUUCGACCCGGCCAACUGCACAAAUCCCAACUUCCCCCCUUUCUCCGCCGAUACCGCUCGCAUCCGUGAAGGGAUCCGGUACCUUUUGGGGGUUAGUGGCACAGCGAAGAAUGGCCCAGGACCCGAAAACUGUGGCCGUGUUAGCUGCUCAUACUAUUCUGCCAUCUACUGUGCAAUAACGCUGGCAUUACUCAUGUCAAAGGGAGUAAGAAAUAUUUGUGCUAGCAACUUCGAUGUAGACAGGGGUAUCGACGACCCAAACGACGACUUGGUUGUGGGACAGAUAGAGCGUACUGAUGAGAAGUGGCAUGUCGCCGUGGAUGUCGGUGGUUGCUGA